This is a messenger RNA of Colletotrichum truncatum, 1704 nucleotides long. RefSeq names its product carboxylesterase family protein. The record is from RefSeq and is a predicted model, not a curated record. Lineage: Eukaryota; Fungi; Ascomycota; Sordariomycetes; Glomerellales; Glomerellaceae.
AUGCCCCGUCUUAGCCUGUUGGCCGCUCUCUCUGCGGCUUGUGCCACGGCAUCUGGCCUCGCUCACAGACAAGUCUUUCCGAGCAAUGACACCGCCGCUCCUACAGUCCAGGUAAAGAAUGGCUCGUACUCUGGCGUCUACAGCCAGUCUUACGACCAGGACUUCUUCCUCGGAAUCCCCUACGCUCAGCCUCCCGUGGACAGCCUCCGAUUCCGUGUUCCUCAACCGCUGAACUCGACAUGGAAUGGCACUCGCAAUGCCACGGAAUACUCUCCGCAAUGCUUUGGCUACGGCAGCGACACCUGGGUAUUGGGCAAUUACGUCUCCGAAGACUGCCUCACCAUUAACGUUGUCCGGCCCCACGGCGUCAGCCCCGACGCAAAGCUUCCCGUCGCCGUCUGGAUCCAUGGUGGUGGCCUGACCAACGGCGGCAGCUCCGACCCGCGCUACAACGUCUCCUUUAUCGUCGAGCAAUCCGUCCGCAUGGGUACCCCCUUCAUCGCCGCCAGUAUCAACUACCGCUUGCACGCCUGGGGUUUCCUCUGGAGCGAUGAGAUCAAGGCUGCCGGCGCCGGGAACCUCGGCUUCCGGGACCAGCGUCUCGCCCUGCAGUGGGUCAACGAGAACAUUGCCGCCUUCGGAGGCGACCCGGAGCAGGUAACUCUCUGGAGCGAGAGCGCCGGAUCUCGCAGCGUCGGCACGCAGAUGCUCGCCUACGGCGGUCGGGAUGAUGGGCUUUACCGCGCCGCCAUUCUCCAGAGCGGAACGGGUCUCGAGACGGACUUUGGUGAAGUUGAAACGACCGCCAACGUGUGGCAAGAUUACUACGACACCCUCGUCAACAAGACGAACUGCACUUCUGCUGAGGAUACCCUGAACUGCCUCCGCGGUCUGCCGGCAUGGGACCUGAGCGACAUCAUCAACGGCACAUCGAGCCCGUCUUUCAACGGCAUGGCGGACGGCGACUUUCUCACGGCGCCGCGCUCGGAGCUCAUCAACGCGGGCAAAUUCGUCCACGUACCGAUCCUCAUCGGCGCUAACUUUGACGAAGGCACGCAGUUCAGCCAGAAGGGCAUCAACACCACCGAGCAAUGGAGGUCCUUCCUCCAGACACAGGGUGCCAACAACGUCACGAUCGAGGUUCUCUCAGCGCUGUACCCUGACAUUCCCCGUGUCGGCCUGCCCGCGACCCUCGAAGGCCGUCCGACAGGCGCCGAUGCCUCUCUGGGCUCCAUGUACAAGCGCGCCGUUGCGUUCGGCGGUGACCGCGCCCAGCACGGCCCGCGAAGGUACUGGGCGCGCAAGUGGGCCGAGGCGAACCAGACGGUUUACUCGUACCACUUCAACGUGCUCGUCAACGGCUUGACGCCCGCCGACGGCGCGAAACACUUCCAGGAGGUGGUUUUCGUGUUCGACAACACCGACGCCGUGGGCUACAAGACGGCCGUCGCGGAGGAUCCCUUCGAGGGCAAGCCCGAGACGUUCAAGACGCUGGCCGACAUGAUGUCGCGGAUGUGGGUUUCCUUCAUCACAAAGGGAGACCCCAACUACAACGGCGCGACCAACGUCACCUGGCCAAAGUACGACGUCGACAACCCGCAGAACAUGGCCUUUGACGUCAACGUCUCUUCCAUUGCUUACGUUGAGCCGGAUACGUACCGCACUGAGCAGAUUGAGUACUUGAUCCAAAAGUUGUGGACGUGA